This is a messenger RNA of Metarhizium album ARSEF 1941, 873 nucleotides long. Its product is annotated as ER membrane protein Wsc4. The record is from RefSeq and is a predicted model, not a curated record. Bases 1 to 873 code for a protein of 290 amino acids. The transcript is spliced from 2 exons. Lineage: Eukaryota; Fungi; Ascomycota; Sordariomycetes; Hypocreales; Clavicipitaceae.
AUGGUGACUCCCCGGCUGCCGCUGAUGAGCAGCUUGGCGCUGCUGCACGCGGCGUCGAGCGCGGCACAGACCCUGUGCGCCGACAUCAACACGUCUCCUGAUGGCCCAAGAGCGGAUGUAUACCAGAGCGUGGGAAAGUGCACGUCGACGUGCGGUGGCCAGUUUGCCCUCGUGGUGAUGCAGUCGAGCAACUGCUGGUGCACAAACUACAUGCCCGACGCGGCCUCUCAAAAGGACGGCUGCAGCUUCCCCUGCCCGGGGUACCCCGACGACACGUGCGGCGGCAAAGGCAGAUACAGCUACGUCUUGGUGAAUGCGGACCUGGUGGCCGGCACCAGGGGCGGCGGCAACAGCGACAGCAGCAGCAGCAGCAGCAGCAGCAGCAGCAGCAGCACGACGCCGUCGGCGACGUCGUCCUCCCCGAGCGAUACGGCCACGGUCAAAUCGAACCCGGCGCCGGUCGUACCUCCGCAGGUCAUGACGGUGGAUGGCGCCGUGCGGACCGUCACCGUGGCGCCGAGCCCCACGGAGGCGUCCGAUGGUGGUGGUGGUGGUGGUGGCGGCGGCGGCAUCAAGGUCGGCACCCUGCUGGGCAUCGUCUUCGGGUCCAUCGCCGCCGUCGCGGCCGUCGCCAUAGGCACCAUAUGGUUCGCGUACCGGCGCAAACAGGACGACGGGGCCGGCAACAGCGACGGCGCCAGCAGCCCCGGCCAUUCGAGCAAGACGUCGAGGAGCUCCCUCGGCAACGUUUCCAACCCCUUCUCCGACACGAGGUCCCACGGCCUGUACUCGUGGCGGAACAGGUCCGGCAGCCUGGAGUAUCUGCCCGAGAAGGAGACGACGCUGCGUGUGGCGAACCCCGACCGCACCUAG